Molecule: messenger RNA, 7132 nt
Organism: Lytechinus variegatus (green sea urchin)
Lineage: Eukaryota; Metazoa; Echinodermata; Echinoidea; Temnopleuroida; Toxopneustidae
Product: E3 ubiquitin-protein ligase MYLIP-like
Exons: 9
Coding region: 82-1575 (497 amino acids)
Biological process (GO): ubiquitin-dependent protein catabolic process
Cellular component (GO): cytoskeleton
Molecular function (GO): ubiquitin-protein transferase activity
Source: RefSeq, a predicted model, not a curated record
AUCGAGAAAAAAAAUAGAGAAAGAAGCACGGCGAAUGACUGAGUGAGAAGAACACGACAUGUUUUCUACUUUUUCACCACAAUGUGGUGUUUUGUGAGCGAAAGUCCAUCCGUUGUAAGAGAAUACAGAAUACCACAUUUGGAGUUAGGACAAGUUCUCUUUGACAGAGUAUGUGAGGAUUUGGGUUUGUUGGAGAAGAGCUAUUUUGGUCUUCGCUAUCGCUCCAAGCGCGGGGAGCUCUUAUGGCUUAACCUAAGAAACCCCCUCGGUGUGCAGCUUAGAGGGCGCUCUCCACAUCGACUCAGUCUUCAGGUCAAGUUCUUUGUUUCCCCACAAGAGCUACAACAGCCGAUAACAAGGCACAUCUACUACCUCACUCUAAAGAACCGUCUCCUCCUCGGUCAUUAUGCGGUCACAAAUGAGGAGAAAAUCAAGCUAUUCGGCCUCAUUGCCCAAGCAGAAUUGGGUGAUGCUGAUCAGACGCUACCCACACAGUACCACACCAUUCUACCAGACCUGAGUGAGGAAACCCUGAGUGAAGUUCUGACGGCGCACCGUGACAUCAUGUCGGACACCAUGACCCCGACAUACGCCGAGAUCCAGUUCAUCAGCAACGUCAGCAAGCUGCUGGGGUACGGCGUGGAGUAUUUCUCGGCGGAGACCAAGGAACGGGCCCAGGUCGUGAUCGGUGUUUGUACGACAGGUUUGCAGAUCUUAUCGCAGAGCAGAGAGCUUAUGCACAGCAUCAAAUAUGAAGACAUCAGUAAGGUCUCCUACCACCAGAAUCACUUCUCGGUCCACUACUACCGAUCGUCGGGAGGCACCGGAGUCGAGGACGUCCUGACGGCGCUCAAGUUUCGCCUCAGCUCCCGGAAGAUCGCCCAAGCCCUGUUCCGGGCGUUCACAGAGUCGCAUACCUUCUUUAGGUGUGAAAGCGUAGAGCGGGUGGUGAGACAGCAGCAUUCACACACAGGGUUUGGUUCCUUCCUGGUCUUGAUGAAACCCGAUACCUCGAGAGGCAAGGUGUUUAGAUUUGACGUUGGGCACACCAGACGCCAGGCCUACGACAGCGCCUGGAGGAAACUACACCCUGGACACAGUCCCACGCAAGACCAAAGAUGGUCGUUCGACUUUGAGAACUACAGCGGCCAGCGGACCUGGCCCGUGUCGAGCACGUUGAGAAGCACGCACUCCCAGGAGAUCCUGCUGAGCCGACAGCCGACCGGUAGCCAUCCUCCCAUCCAGAUCCCUAAACCUCCCAGCGCUGCCCAAGAAGACGACUCCAGUCCAGAUUCUACUCCCGACGGCACUCUACCCCAUAAGGCCAGUAGGCGGGACGGAGGGAGCCCGAUGAGCGGCGGUAAAGCGGAAGUGGAGAUGGUCGAGAAACUCCAAGACCAACUCUCGAACCUCCAGGAAUCAAGACUAUGUCAGGUUUGCCUAGAUAAGGAGAUGACCACCGUGUUCUGCCCGUGCGGUCACAUGUUCUGUUGCGAGACGUGCUCGAAAGAAUGCAACCGCUGCCCGGUGUGCCGAGCCGAGGUUAUCUAUGUUCAGAGAGUCUUCUUCUCCUGAAGCCAGAUCAUUGCCUUUUAUUAUUUUACCUCGGGAUUCCGCUUUUCAGACGAAUCGUGGAAUCCCAACAUUUCAUCAUAUUAAGUUGAAUGCCAAUGCCAGCGACCACAAAUGGGUCAAAAUUGAAAAGUUACAAUUUGAGAAUAUCUCAAAUAGAGUAUUCUUCCCCGAAGUCAUAAUAUAGCCUUUAUCAAGUUAUGUCAUGGUUGUACUUUUCAGACGAAUCUUGGAAUCCCGAAAUUUUGUCAUAUUAUUUUGAAUGCCAGCAACCACUAAUGGAAUAGUAUUAAAAGUUGUUAAUACCAAAUAUAUUAUGUCACAUUUCUACUUUUCAGACGAAUCUUGGAAUCCCAAAAUUGUGUCAUAUUAUUUUGAAUGCUAGCAACCACAAAUGGAAUAGUAUUAAAAGUUGUUAAUACCAAGAUAUUGUGGUUAAAUUUAUACUGAAAAUAAGUUUUAACCAAUAUCCAUUAGAGGAUAUGUUGCCAUUCCUGAAUAAAGCUAUAAAUGCUAUAAAUCAUUACACGUUUUAAAUUGGCAACAUCAUGGAAUCACCGACAUCAAUGUUCCAAAAUUUCAAUUCGCAACUUUUUGUUGGAAUUCCACUUUUAUCAUUAUUUUGGGGUUACUAUUAAUAUUUCUCCUGCAAUUAUUUAUUUUGUGUCUAUAUUAUACAAAUUUUAGGAGGAGGUCAAGUUUCCCUUUAUUUGAUACAAAUAUGAAAAUCCAUGAUAUCCACAUUAGAUUACUGUAUAUUUGUUUAGCUGGUUAUGAAGGAUGGAAGGUUUUAUUUUUUAAGGGGGGGGUUGAUUUAUUUAAUCUUAUAAUCAGUCUUUGUCCAUUAAUUGUAAAGUCACAAAAAGGUGAAUUAUAAAAGUUGAUAUAUGUUCAUUACUUUCGGCAUUGUCAGAUCCAGUGCUAGAAUCAUGUUAUUUUAAAGUAUGUUCCCCACAAAGAAAUUUCUUAUGAAAAAUUUAUUUUGUCGUUCAAUGUUUGUUGGGAAAACGGUAAUUAUGAGAUACUUGAUGAUGUUACAUGUAUAUGUAUAUGUUUAUAGAUACAAGUAACAUAUUUGAAAGGACUAAACUUCUUUUAUUGUAGAAUUUCAUAAUGCAAAGAGAAGACACUGAAAAUGUUGAUAAUAUUUUGAAACUUUAUGAAGUAUAAAAGUGUCCUGUAGUUAAUGCUUAUUAAAUCCAUUUAUUAUUGCACUUCUUGUAAGUUUAUUCAUUUGCUGAAUGAAUAUUGUGUAGUAAUUCUUGCUGGGCGAUCGUAACAUAUUUCACGCUUCAUAUGAAGACGGAGUGAUCCCCGUACAGAGUCAAUAAUGUCGGGUAUUUUUUUUUUUUAAAGCCCCGCACACCUUGCAACUGAACCACGAUCCGAUGUUAGAAACAAAUCCCAUUUUGCCUAGUUUCUAAAAAUUUUAAUGAAAAGUAUCCUUAUGUUAUGUUGAAAUUAAUUAAGAAUACAAAUACAACGUUUUUGGAUGACUGCAUGCCUUUAUUUUGGAGUAAAUCGUAGCCAAUCGUACAAUUGCUGUGACCUCAUUACGAUUUGAUUUACCAUCCGCUUUUAUUUGUAUAUUGAUGGUACAGAUUUGAAUGUAAGCAUUUGUACAUUGCUUUUGAAUGUCACAUAGUAAGCUGUGUCGACAUUGGCAUGAAAUUUUACUGCAUUUUAUUCCAAAAUCGGGUCCCAAAUUCGGGUCUCUUUGAUACUGAUCGUAAGGUGUGCGGUGGCCUUCAGUAAUGUCUUCUAGUAUUUGAAUACAUGUGUAAAUUAUCAUCAUGUAUAUUAUAAACAGGAUCUGAAUUAGAGCAAUAAUGUCUAAUAAUAUAUAUUUUUGGUUACUAUUCUGAUUGUUGCAUACUCUCUAUGCACUUAUUAGAAAGAAGAUCUAUAUUUUGGGUAGUUCAUUACUGAAUCUAUAACUAUUGAAGUACCACUGUUUAUGAAUUAUGUAUGCACAAUUUUUUGUGAUAAUGGAAUUUAUCAUUCAUAUCACACAUGUCUAAUUUUGGUUUGGAUGUAUGAUUGGGUCCGUGGAGUACAACCGGGAAGGCACUAAUCUACAUUUGCCACUCUCCACCCUGGUGAUCAAUACGAACCCGAUCGGAUGUGAAGACCAAAGUAGUUUUAGUGUAGUAGGUUUCACGGUACACCAUGUAUCUAUUCUUGGGCAAGUGUUGGUCCUGAAGAGGACCACCCAAAUUUCGACAUUUCGACAAGUGUGUUCUUGUUGUCCUCAUGAGAAUGUAGUUUUGUUUCAUAAUUGAUCAUUCAAGCACCAUAUGGCUUGCUCAUUUGUUUCUGAGGAUAUCAUGUGUGAACAAGCCAGAAUCAGACUGUCAGAUUAACAAUUUGAAAAUUGAAUGUGUUGUUUGAAAUUGCCACUCUCAACCCAGCUGUUAAAUGUCACCUGAUUGGAAGUGAAUGUUAGUUUAGUUUUACUUUUUAAUUUUUGAUAAUUCAAGCACCAAAAUGACUGCUCAUUUGCUCAUAUUUUCCCUAGGGUAUCAUGUGCGAACAAGCCAGGAUCAUGUUAAUAAUUUGAAAAUUGAUUAUAUUAAUUAAAAUUGCCACUCUCCACCCAGGUGUUAAAUGUCACCUGAUGGGAAGUGAAUGUCAAUGUAGCUUUACUUUAUAAUUGAUUAUUCAAGCACCAUAUGACCGGUUUUUAGCUCAUGUUCUCUUGGAUAUUAUGUACGAACAAGCCAGAAUCAUAUUAAGAAUUUAACAGGUUAUUUGAAAUUGCCACUCUCAAUCUAGGUGUUAAAUGAGAACCUAUUAUGAUAUGAAUGCCAAGGUAGUUUUGCAUGAUUAAGCACCUUAUGACUGCUCAUUGGCUCAUGUGAUCAUUUGGAGAUCAUGUGACAGGAAUAGCAAAAGUUCCUUGGUGACGUCGCUGAUUUAGUUAACAUUGUAAAAAUUAAUGAGGUUAUUUGAAAUUGCUUCACGUCUGUGUUUCUUAUUUGUCACAAUUUCUCUGCAACAUCGAGCCCCUGUUAUAUUUUUUUACCAUCCAUCCAAUACCGUGUAUAUGCCUUCAGUGUUACAUUGUUCUUCCAUUUCAUCUUAAAUAAGCCUUCAUAUGCACUUCUCAUAUCCGUUACACAUCGGUCCCAUGGUUGUGUGUGGCUGUGACAUAUGCGUCACAUACCUGUCACUUGACUGUUAAAUGCUUGUACAUGUAUCUGUCGAUUUGGGCAGGGUGUUUUAUAUAUAUGUACAUGCAUGUCUAUUCAUAUUGGUCCUGUGUGUAUGUAUGUCUGUGUCAUAUAUGUCACAUGCCCGUCACAUUUCUGUUACAUUCUGGUCACGUUAUGUCAAUAUGUGAAGGUUUCUGACAUGCCAGUGACAUGUUUGUUAUGCAGGAUAUAGAUGCAAUGUAUAUAUACUUUUUCAUGUAAUUUACAUGAGUCCAUCUUGACCAUGUGAUCAUGUUUAGUAUGUCCGUGACAUAUUUGUCUCAAACAUAUCACAUUUCUGUUACAUUCUUUGUCAUUGUGUAUAGGCCUGUGACAUGUACAUGUAAGUGACAUAUUUGUCAUGCAGGAUGUUAUGUACAUGUAUUCUCUAUCCAUAUUGGUUCUGUGGACAUGUAUGUCUGUGUCCUAUCUGUCGCAGCCCUGUCACAUUUCUGUUACAUUCUCAUCAUGCAUAUUAAUGCGUGUAUUAAAGUCUGUGACUUGUUAGUGACAUUUCAUGCAAGAUAUAAAGUACACAUUUAUCCAUAUUAUUCCUGUGGGUAUGUACAUGUAUGUGUCUGAUAUAUCCGUCACAGCCCUGUCACAUUUCUAUUACGUUUUUAUCAUGUCUAUCAAUGCAUGAAACUCUGUGACUUGUUAGUGACAUUUCAUGCUAGAUGUUAGGUAUACCUGUAUCCAUAUUAUUCCUGUGGCUAUGUAUGUCUGUGACAUAUCUGUCAUAACCCUGUCACAUUUCUGUUACAUUCUCAUCAUGUAUAUUAAUGCGUGUAUUAAAGUCUGUGACUUGUUAGUGACAUUUCAUGCAAGAUAUAAAGUACACAUUUAUCCAUAUUAUUCUUGUGGGUAUGUACAUGUGUGUCUGAUAUAUCCGUCACAGCCCUGUCAAAUUUCUGUUACAUUCUUAUCAUGUCCAUCAAUGCGUGAAAGCCUGUGACUUGUUAGUGACAUUUCAUGCAAGAUGUUUAGGUAUACCUGUAUCCAUAUUAUUCCUGUGGCUAUGUGUGGCUGUGACAUAUCCGUCACAGCUGUGUCACAUUUCUGUUACAUUCUUAUUAUAUGUGUAUUGUAGGUCUGUGACACGUUAGUGACGUGUUUGUAAUGCAGGAUGUAAUGUGCAUGUAUAUGUAAUCCUAUUACUCCUUAUAGCUGUUUAUGUUGAUUACGUACCUAGUAUAUCACGCGACUGUCACUUGAUCUUACUUGUCUGUGACACAGCAAGUCUGCUUUGUGUAUCCAAUUCAUGUCAGUGUGCAAGUCCUGUCAUACAUAUGCAUGUAUACCUGUCACAUACGUCCAAUCUAAUGCACUAUGCCUUUCCAUACAUGUGUACCUUCAUACUGUACAGAUGCAUAUCAAUGUCCCGAUGUACCUUAUCAUUUAUCUACACUUGCCUCCUCUUACCCAGGAAUAGGAGUUCAGUGUUAUUUAGAGAUUUCGAUACUGCUACAUAUAUAUGAAUCAGAUUACCCUAUUUGAUAUAAGGAUAAACUAUUGCAGAAAUGUUCAAUUCAAAUUCUAUCAGAUUGAAUUCAAUUCAAUAUAUUCAAAGUAUUUGAUUAAUCAACAGAAUGAAUGAUUCUUAGUUUAAAAGGAAUAAAGUGAAUCUCCAUAUUGGUGGUCAUACUUAGGCUUAGUUAAGGGUUCAUUUUUUUUCUGAUGUCAUUUUGUGAAAAUUUAUUACAGGGUAAGAAAAUUGGCUAUAAUUUUGCCUGUAGGGAAAAAUACUUGUAAUAGUCCUGCAUAUGUACAGUGUAUACAUGCAUGUGGAAAAUCUGGGAUCAAUUUUAGCCAAUUGCGCAAGGUCCAAGAGUGUACAAUUUACAGUUGUUUUAAUUAUUAUAUUGAAAUGAGCACAGUAGAAUAGCGUGUAACAGGUAUAAAUUCUUUUCCACUAAAUAGUGGUUCAUGAAUGACGGUCAAAAUUUCAGCACAAAUGAACACAAACGUGUUCAAACAAAAAAAAUUGUCCAAACGCUACUCUGGACAGAAGACCUUUGCACAUAUAUUUUUUGUCAUUUGCGCAAAAUAUUCUAUUUUCAAUCAAUCAUCAUUAAAAAUGAUUAUAAAUCAUAGUAGCAACGUAGCUGACUUGAUGCCUUUAUCAUCGAUACAGAUUGUCUUGGUAUUUUUUUUUGGUAGAUGAUGCUAACUACUCAUGUGAUGUUCAUAUAUUUCUUCACUGCGGGUGUGCUAUGGGUAUAUGUAAUACUUUGAGGAGAAUGCCUUUGUAGAAGUGAUUGUUAAAUACAUGUUUAUGUACUCGAAUGAAGCAAUUUGCUUUUCUUUUUGUUGAGCAACAAAUAUUUUAUACCAGAUUGAUUGCAUAAAACUGAAUGCAUUGUACA